Talaromyces proteolyticus is the source of this 1148-nucleotide messenger RNA. Its product is annotated as PQ loop repeat protein. Gene Ontology annotation, cellular component: endosome; trans-Golgi network. The record is from RefSeq and is a predicted model, not a curated record. Lineage: Eukaryota; Fungi; Ascomycota; Eurotiomycetes; Eurotiales; Trichocomaceae. The coding region runs from base 224 to 1024 and encodes 266 amino acids. Gene Ontology annotation, biological process: phospholipid translocation; retrograde transport, endosome to Golgi. The transcript has 4 exons.
CUUGAGCCUUAUCGUGCUUGGCUCUGUCAUCCUUUCUGCUUCUGCUCAUUCUUUCGUUUAUCCCUCGCAUCCGUCGUUUCUAUAAUUCUAUAACGCCAGCUGUCUCGAGAUUCCGUUGUCGCCGGCUGACAGCACGAUACUUCGCUGACACCUGGCGAUCCGGCAUUGUUCAAAAAUCUUAAUCAAUCCACUGCUUCUUUCGCUCAUACUUUCCGUCGCCAAAAUGUGGCUCUUUGACAUCAUCCUCGAAUAUGCCGCUCCAUUUUUCCUCGUCACUGCCCCUAUCACAUCCUAUGCCGACCAGAUUUAUAGUAUCCACAAGAGCAGGUCUUCCGCGGGUUUCUCGUUAGAUAUACCUUUGAUUAUGCUUGUCGCAUCCAUUGUCAAAAUUUUCUACUGGUUCGGCGACCACUACGCGAUUUCACUAUUGUUGCAGGCGGUUAAUAUGACAUUUGUGCAAUUAUUUUUACUUAAGAUUGCAUUGAACUAUCGACCAACUCCAGGCGCCAAGGAGGGCAUCGAACAUGUGCCGUUUUCUGGCCAGCAACAAGAUCAUUCCGAUGCUGGCAUUCCGCGACCAUACAACUUCUGGCGCUGGAGGAAAGAAAAACCAUACUGGACUUUCCUAGUCUACUUCUCUGCGAUCCUCUUCGUUAUCCAAGUGUUUUGUCCGUUCAUUUCUCGCUCCCAAACUUACAUCGGUCUUCUGGGAUAUAGCGGCCUCGGUGUUGAAGCCUUCCUGCCCGUUCCGCAGGUCCUUGCAAACCAACGCUCGCGUUCUUGCAAGGGAUUCCGGUUAUCUGUCCUCGUGUCGUGGCUUCUCGGUGAUGCUAUGAAAAUGAGCUACCUGUUCUACACCAAGGACGUUAUUCCCCCUGCAUUCAAAUUCUGCGCCAUUUUCCAGUGCAUAUGUGAUUGCUACCUGGGUAUCCAAUAUUUGAUGUAUGGUAAUGGCAGGACCGAGUACCGACAAGAAAAAGGCGACCGGUGGGGAACCAGCGAGAAAGACAUACGUCUGGGUUGAUAGUGUUGUUUGGAGUUGGUUUUACAGGUUAAGCGACUGUAGAAAGACAUAUAGAACACGCGAAUAUAAGUGAAUAGCAUAUUGAUGUUAUGUCAACGCAUAGAUUUACACAAUCGUAUCAUCC